UUGAGGGACACUGCGAACUUCAUUUCUAAAAUGCUAGUAAUAAAUGAAAGUUUCGGAAUAUGAGUCAUUUGUGUGGUAUUUAAUCAUUAUAAAAAAUAGACAGAAAGAAAAAAUAAUUUGCCUUAAAGCAAUAUUUAGUAAUUCAAGAGUAUUUGUUUAUGGUUAAGCUGCAUUUGUCGCCUUCUGCCACUCAGAAAACAAGGAUGUCGGCCCAGAAACAAACCGCCUCACCUAACACUUCAUAUCGGUUGAUUCAUUUUCCAUAGACCACUUUCACUUCUGAAAGAAAUCACAAUGAAAUUGAUCCAACUUUGUUACAAACGAUGGUCGCAGGAAAAAUUGCACAGUUACCUUUCAUAUGACUGUGGCCUGAAAUGUGUCUUGAAUGAAAAAUGACAAAAAUCAUACCUAUUAGUUUAUGUAAAUUAUCCGAUUGUCGGAGUUCAAAUUUUGUAGGCCGGGACACGUUUAUUUAUAAGACGUGGAGUCCUUAAUUUGGGUUUGUAUAGUAUAAUGGUGCUAUCUCAAAAUGCAUAUUGAUCUCACAAACAGAGCACGAGAACUUAAAACCACUAUUUCUUUGAGCUUUAAUUAGGUACUGAAAACUUGAGAUGGUCGUGUUUAUUUGACUCCGUGCGCGCAGCCAAUAAUAAAAUGAUUAUAGAUUUUUUAAGUAACUGAUUUUUUUUCGCUUAGCACUUGGAAAUAAAUUUCAUCAAGAUACAAAGAAUUAUUUUGCCAUAUCUUUCACCGUCUCGCUCACAGAACUGAAUUAAACAACAAAAAGCAAGAAUCAUUGUCUAUAAAAUUUUUCUCCGCGCAAGGAAGCAAAUGUUGAUAAUUGGUUCGUCAAUGUGUGAAAAGUCUUUUAUUGUGAUGUUAAUCACCACAGUUUUGUGACAACCAAACUUAGCGGCAUUUGAGUCAAGUUUGGUAAACGCAAACGGAUAUCAUCGUUAAGCAGACUUUAAAAUCGUUGAACUUAAUUUCAAGUAAGUAUGAAAUUUUGUUUCAAAAAAAUCUUAUUUUUUGAAAUAAGGCUGUAUCUUUGUUAACCUCGACGAUGAUAUCGCAGUGUCUGACUCGUUAACACUUGGCCCAGUUUGCUUCUUCAGUCAUAUUAAUUUUAGAGGGAAAAUAUAUCAGUGCAAUAUAUCAUCGUUGAUUUUGAAUAAAAACACCAUAUACACGAAGUCAACCACUUCGCUUAUAAUUCAAAUUUCUCAUCGUUUUCGACGAUAACUGUAUCCUUAGAGUAUAUUAAUUACCUUCCAUUUCUAUUGCUUUUAACUUCUUACAUAUGAAGAAAAUAAUCCCGAAAUCCAAUCUCUCGCUUGGCACAAAGAUAUGAGAACCUUUUACUGAGAAAACGCUUAAAUUCUUAUCAAACAAUAGCUAAGUUAAAGUUUAUUGCUUAGAAUCUGUAGAGGAUGAAGUAUAGUUAAUGCAAAAUUUGAUCUUUGACAAUACGGUAACAACUUGAAAUUAAUGUCAGAUAUGAAUUCAAAUGCUUUUCCUUGUAUCAUACUUCUUAGGUAUUUCGUUGCAGAGCUUUGGUAAAAUGGUGAGGCUGUUUUUCCUUGCAUUCUUGGUUUUCAGAACGUCAUUUGCUCCAGUACAUGGUCAGCAUGUCACAUGCGAGCGAUCAUUCUACAAGUUAGGAUGCUUCCAGGACAGGACUUGGUACAGAUCCAUGUCUAAACUGCUUAUUAAUGACCGCAGCAAGUCAUCUCAAAGUCAACAAAUCGACUGGACAAACUGGGAUGCUUACGUGCACGGCCUCGCCUGCCGUUGUGCCCAGUCUGCCUCUCAGCAUGGAUUCACCAUGUUUGGACUCCAGCAUUAUGGAGAAUGUUGGUCGGGCCCAGAGUCAUGUGACCAGUAUUCUCUUUAUGGAGAUUCCGAAAUGUGCAUCGGUAAGAACUUCACGAUGUGUAAUGUCAAUGAUGAAGGCGAGUGCGUUGGGAAAGCCAACGCCAACUUCGUGUACCUCUUGCUAGAAGAACCAGAGAAGGAAGUGGGCAUCUAAUAAAGGAGGAAACUUCUUCACGUUCUUAAAUAUAGUAACAGCUAAAGUUUUCUCAGAGCUGUAAUCGAAGGAAUCCCAUUAAAGAUAAGUUGCACUUUAUACGUUGUAGAUGUAUUGCGGGACUCCACGAUAGCCAUCAUGUGAUACCGUGGGCCCGUUUCUCGAAAGUCCCGGUAACUUAACGGGCCCGUAAAGCUGUUCUGUUUUCAUUC
Stylophora pistillata is the source of this 2241-nucleotide messenger RNA. RefSeq lists its product as uncharacterized. Lineage: Eukaryota; Metazoa; Cnidaria; Anthozoa; Scleractinia; Pocilloporidae. The record is from RefSeq and is a predicted model, not a curated record.